AUGCCUUACAGGAGGUGGCGUUACACCCUUGGAACUGAUGCUAGACGCCUUACAGGAGGUGGCGUUACACUUCUUGGAACUGAUGCUAGACGCCUAACAGGAGGCGGCGUUACACUCCUUGGAACUGAUGCUAGACGCCUUACAGGGGGCGGCGUUACACUCCUUGGAACUGAUGCUAGAUGCCUUACAGGAGGCGGCGUUACACUCCUUGGAACGGAUGCUAGACGCCUUACAGGAGGCGGCGUUACACCCCUUGGAACUGAUGCUAGACGCCUUACAGGAGGUGGCGUUACACUCCUUGGAACUGAUGCUAGAUGCCUUACAGGAGGCGGCGUUACACUCCUUGGAACGGAUGCUAGACGCCUUACAGGAGGCGGCGUUACACCCCUUGGAACUGAUGCUAGACGCCUUACAGGAGGUGGCGUUACACUCAUUCAAACUGGUGUUAUAAAUGUACGCGUUGGAGAAGGCCACGUUGCACACCUUGGAGGAGACAGCGUUACAUUCCUUCUAGGGGACGUUUCACGCCUUGGAGGAGUGAUGGGGUUUGGUGCCUUUGACCUGAGUUUUGAUGGUGGUUGA
Mizuhopecten yessoensis (Yesso scallop) is the source of this 582-nucleotide messenger RNA. RefSeq lists its product as uncharacterized. The coding region runs from base 1 to 582 and encodes 193 amino acids. Lineage: Eukaryota; Metazoa; Mollusca; Bivalvia; Pectinida; Pectinidae. The record is from RefSeq and is a predicted model, not a curated record. The transcript has a single exon.